CAAAAUUCGUAUAAAUUUGUCGACAAAUUUGUACAGAUCAACAGUAAGCAGUUGAUUCGCAAACUAAAGCCACAACCAAACCUAAGCUACGAAAUGCGUGCCUUUGUUAUCCUGUGCUCCGUCGUCUCUGCGACCUACGCAGCCAGUCUCGGCUACAACUAUGAGAUCAACAACGGACCAGCGCUCGGUGGUGGAUUAAGCGGUGGCCCAAGCUACGGUGAUCAAGCUCUAGGCGGUCCCAGUUAUGGUGGUCAAGCUCUGGGUGGCCCCAGCUAUGGCGGUCAAGCCCUAGGUGGUCCAAGUUACGGCGGACAAGCUCUUGGUGGUCCCAGUCUCGGCGGUCAUGGUGCUUCGGGUCCAAGUUUCGGUGGUCAUGGUGCUUCAGGUCCAAGUUUCGGCAACGUUGGACACGCUGGUCCAAGCUACAAUGCACCCGCUGAGGUUAACAAGGAAUUCUUCACCUACACUGCACCCGAACAUGAGUUCAACGAUGCUGGUGAUGCCGGUGAUCACGCCAACUCAUUGAAGAAAAACUUGCGUGUUAUCUUCAUUAAGGGACCUGAGAACUCUGGACUCGAGAAUGCUGCUUUGCAAUUGGCUAAAUCAGCCGGCGAAGAACGCACUGCCAUCUAUGUGCUCAGCAAACAGGCUGACAUCGGUGAUUUGGCCAACAAAUUGCAAUCACUCAACCACCAAAACGCACACAAACCUGAAGUACACUUCGUCAAAUACCGUACCCCAGCCGACGCUGAGAAUGCCAAACAAGCUAUUCAAUCGCAAUACGAAGGUUUGGGCGGUCACACUAGCAGCCACAAUGGUGGUGUUGCACCAGUAUUGGAUUUCGCCUCGAAGGCACCGGCACCAGCACCAGUUGCUCAGCAAUAUGGUGGAUCACCAGUCGGUGGUGUGGAGAACACCUACCUGCCACCAAACAAAGUCUAAAUGCGUAAACGCUUUGUUCGAUGAGGGCGGCACGCCAUUUCUGCCACUAGUUAGGUUGUUGAAUAUUUUCUAAGCUUCAGUGUUCCUUACUGAUUACAUUUAUAUAACAGCAAAAAAU
This is a messenger RNA of Bactrocera dorsalis (oriental fruit fly), 1060 nucleotides long. RefSeq lists its product as uncharacterized. The record is from RefSeq and is a predicted model, not a curated record. The transcript has 2 exons. NCBI's taxonomy places the organism in Eukaryota, Metazoa, Arthropoda, Insecta, Diptera, Tephritidae. The coding region runs from base 94 to 942 and encodes 282 amino acids.